Molecule: messenger RNA, 2253 nt
Organism: Chaetura pelagica (chimney swift)
Lineage: Eukaryota; Metazoa; Chordata; Aves; Apodiformes; Apodidae
Gene: ERICH3
Product: glutamate-rich 3
Exons: 10
Coding region: 1-2253 (750 amino acids)
Source: RefSeq, a predicted model, not a curated record
AUGGUGGGAACGGUCUCGAGGAGUGGCAGGAUCAUUCCCGAGAAGGAAUAUCGGCUGAACGCCAUGAGGAAGGACCAGCAGCAGCAGGUGCAGGAGUGCCUGGCUCGGGCCAUUUUCCACAAGGUCCUUGACAUGGAGGUGGAACAGGCCAGGAGGUCCCUGGGAGGUGCCAUCCCCUCGUGCUCCCCACACCCUCCUCCUCCGGGCCCAGGGAACCUGCAGGGGCUGCACCCGCUGGUGGCUGGAGCAGCGGCCGCUCCGGGGGAGAGGAGUGGGUUAAGACUUAUGAAUUCUGUGGAAUAUGUGACUGGUAUAUCCCCAUAUCAGCUCCCCAUCAUCAGCAAUCCCGUGGCACCAGCACCUCCUCCCCCUCUGCCGAAAGGAGACAGGAGCAGAAAUGCAGUGAGGAGUGGGAUGCUCAGAGGCAGGUGGUUCCGUCCCACCACUGCACCAAAUGACCUAGAGCAACUCUUAACUAAGAGCUCUGGAGGACCCCCCAAGGCCUCGUUGCGCAGCAAUGCCUUUGUUACCAUGGUCUUUCUAGGGAAAAGUGUGCACUUAGCUCAUGAUGAUGCUGACUACAGAGAUGAAAUCAAAGUCUACCAGCAGCACUGUGGAGGAGAAAACCUUUGUGUCUACAAAGGCAAGCUCUUGGAAGGAGAGACCUUUCAGUUUGUCUCAAAGAGGCACCAGGGGUUCCCCUUCAGCCUCACCUUUUACCUCAAUGGGAUCCUCGUGGACAGGCUGAGCUGGUGCUGUGAGUACAAACACCAGAAGUGCUCCAGGCUGGGAGGCAGACGUGGGCACUUUGGGUUUGUCCGUGUGGAGGGAGCAGCUCCUUGCUACAGGUGCAUUAUUGCAAUGGGUCUGGACAAAAAGCCAUCCCCUCCCAAGAGAAAGAUCGAAGCCCAGGAGGAAAAGCGUGUGGGUUCCUGGAGAGAUGGAGAGCACAGUGAGCCAAGUGCAAGCAGUGAUGAGCAGAAACCAAGGAAAGAGUCAGUGUUAGUCAUCUUGCCAAUUCAUGAAGUGAGUGUGGAAACUGUUGAGGACACAAUGGAGACAGGACUGGAGUCCAGAGGAGAAGAAGGGAAAAAACUGUCUGACCACGAGAGUGAAGACAGUCAGGAAGACAAUGGCAAAAAUGAGUAUGAUGAUGAUUUUGAAGCAGAUGAAGACAGUAAUGAAGAGGGACAGACUGGUGAUCAAACGAGUGGAAUGUCUAAGUCAAUCUCAGAUGAUAAAAACCCAGAUUCAGACCAUGAAAAGGAGGGCAGCAACUCCUCACAGAACGUUCUGCCGGCCUCCGACAGUGAGGAAGAUGAAAGUGGUGGAUGUUCUGACAUCGACUCAGAGGAUGAUAAAGAAGGCUCAGAGACGGUGGAGGCAGAGGGUGAGACAGUGUCUGGGGGAGAGGAGGCUGUGGAGGACGGAGGGAAGGGCGUUGUGCUGGGUGAGACAGUGUCCAAGGCAGAGGAGGCCAUGGAGGAGGGAGGUUCUGCAGGGAAGGAUGUUGUGGAGGAGGCUGUGUCUGGGGCAGAAGAGGCUGUGGAAGAUGCCAACUUGUCAGAAGGGAUUGCUGGGUUAGUUGGCCCUGAAGAGGCUGUAGAUGAAGCCAUUUCCGAAGGGAAGGACACAGUGGAGAAGCCUGGGACUCUCCUGGAAGUCUUAUGGGAUACAAGUGCUUUCACAGGAGAAGCAGUGCCCGGAGGAGGAGACACUGUAAAGCCAAAUGAGUUUUCCCAACUGAAUGCAUCAGGGGGAGAGCUGAUGGAGGUGGAGGAAGCUGCCAUAGGAGCAGCAACAUCUGAGACUGGCGAGGCACCAGAUGUAGAAGGGACCUCUCUCCUGGGAGCAGAGGACGCAGUGGAGGAGACCGUGGAGCCUCUCAAAGGUUCUGUGUUGCAAGAAGCACCUGGAUUAGAAGCACUGGUGGAUGCUGGAGUGGAUCCCUUAAGUGAAGAGUCGUCUCAGCUGGAGAAGACCACAGCAGUGGAGGAGGAGGAGGGCUCAGCAGAAGCACUUCUGAGUGGAGACCCAUCUCUAGGCAGCAAAGCAAAGGCAGAGAGUGCAAUGGAAGGUGGAGAGGAGAUGGGUGUGUCGGUGGAGACAGCCAGGGCAGGGUCAGGAGGUCGGGAGGAGGUGCUGGCUGGAACAGCAGGUCCCAGGGAGCUGGCAGCAGGGGAUGUUGUGGAACCAGACACUGUUGCCACGCCUCAAGUACAGGCCCAGGAUGGGGAAGAAACUAUCUUCUAA